Poecilia reticulata (guppy) is the source of this 2650-nucleotide messenger RNA. RefSeq names its product zinc finger protein 503 (gene znf503). Gene Ontology annotation, cellular component: nucleus. Gene Ontology annotation, biological process: negative regulation of DNA-templated transcription. NCBI's taxonomy places the organism in Eukaryota, Metazoa, Chordata, Actinopteri, Cyprinodontiformes, Poeciliidae. The record is from RefSeq and is a predicted model, not a curated record.
GGAGAACGUCACAUCCCCUUGACCCUCCAAUCACCUCAGGGUCCCAUUUGAUUGGAAGGCGGCAAAGGCUUUAAUCUCGGACUAAUUCAGCUGCUUUUGAAGUGAAAAUUCCUACCAGUUCGUGCUUCGGGAGUACAGAGCGAGGACCUGCAGACAGACGCGCACACACGGGGCGCAGCGCUUUCGGUGCAGGACGCAGCUGCGGAUCUGCGAUAACCUCUCACUGGUCUACUUCCCUUCCAAGCUGCCGCGCCUUGCAGCCUCCUCUCCAACCAGGGAUUACAUUUUACUCAGGCGUUUUGCGAUCCUUUUACUCGUUUCUCUCGACAGAAAAAGACUUUCUAGCUUUUGUUUUCCCCCCCUGUUUGUUUUACGUUUUGGUGCUGGUUUUUCUUAAUGAAUCUGAUGAAUGCAUCGCCGUUUCAUUUCCUGACUGUUGGGACAUGAUCACGUCGCCCUCGGCGUCUGCCCUGAAAAAUAGUGAAAUUUGUGUCGUGUGGGAAAGCAGCAGUAGCAGCAGCCGCGGCGGCAGCAGCAGUUCUCGGAAUAGCAGCAUCAACAAGCCCUUUCUUCACUCCGCACCUCCGUCCGAUCCACUACGGCAAGCGAACCGACUUCCCAUCAAGGUUUUGAAAAUGCUUACGGCACGGUCUGGACACAUUUUGCACCCGGAGUAUCUGCAACCUCUGCCUUCCACCCCAGUUAGUCCGAUAGAGCUUGAUGCCAAGAAAAGUCCGUUGGCUUUGCUGGCGCAGACCUGCUCUCAGAUCGGCAAGCCGGACCCGCCGCCCUCCUCUAAACUCUCCUCCGUAACGUCAAACGGAUCUAGCGAGAAGGAAUCUAAAUCUGGCCCCCUGAAGCUGAGCGACAUCGGCGUGGACGACAAAUCCAGCUUCAAACCUUACUCCAAGCCGACGGACAAGAAGGACUCGUCCUCGGGCGGCUCGGCUGGGGAGAAGUCCGGUUUCCGAGUGCCGAGCGCCACCUGCCAGCCGUUCACGCCGCGGACUGGCAGCCCCAACUCCAGCACCUCCGCCUCUCCCAUGCCGUCGGAGGGGAAAUGCGGGGAGAGAGAUGAGAAGAAGGAGUCUGACUGUAACAAAAACGGCACAGCGGACGGCUCUGGCACCACCAGCCACAGCAGGAUAAGCGUGAGCUGCGGUGGAAUUAACGUGGAGGUCAACCAACAUCAGGAGGCGACCCCUGGCACCAAAACGUCCUCCUCAUCUUCCUCGGAGUCUCCCUCUGUGACCUCCGUAUCCUCCGCGUCCGUUCUCGGGUCAGGACUCGUUGCGCCAGUUUCCCCUUACAAACCGGGACAAACAGUGUUCCCUUUGCCCCCUGCUGGCAUGACCUACCCUGGCAGUUUGGCCGGGGCCUAUGCCGGUUACCCUCAGCACUUCCUGCCCCACGGAGGAAGCUUGGUAAACGCACAGCUGGCCAGCUCGCUGGGCUGCAGUAAGGCUGGAUCCAGCCCACUGGCCGGAGCUUCUCCCCCGUCCAUCAUGUCAGCCAGCCUGUGCAGAGAUCCUUACUGCCUCAGUUACCAUUGUGCCAGUCACUUAGCGGGCGCAGCCGGUGCUACCUGCACACACGACUCUGCGGCCGCAGCCGCCGCCAGCGCCCUCAAGUCCAGCUACCCGCUAAUGUACCCCACACACCCCAUCCACGGCGUCCACUCCACCGCGCCGUCAUUCAGCGGACACCCCCUGUACCCAUACGGAUUCAUGCUCCCCAAUGACCCUCUCCCACAUGUUUGUAAUUGGGUGUCGGCAAAUGGACCGUGCGACAAGCGCUUCUCCACCUCAGAGGAGCUGCUGAACCACCUAAGGACACACACUGCUUUUACCGGGGCGGAGAAGUUAAUAUCGGGCUACCCGGGCUCCUCAUCACUGGCCAGCGCUGCAGCAGCGGCCAUGGCCUGCCAUAUGCAUAUGCCACCGUCAGGAGCUCCAGGGAGUCCCGGGACUUUGGCUCUAAGGAGCCCGCAUCACGCAUUAGGACUUAGCACCCGCUACCAUCCGUACUCUAAAAGUCCCCUGCCGACCCCCGGCGCCCCUGUUCCUGUCCCCGCCGCCACUGGCCCCUACUACUCCCCUUAUGCACUGUAUGGACAGAGACUCACCACAGCGUCUGCUCUGGGAUAUCAGUGAGGAAGAAAAAAAAAAAAAGACUUCGAAAAUUUUAUAAUACUAAGAAUGCAAAUAUAAAGACUUUUAUAUUAACUGCGCUAAACUUAUGGACGGGAUCCGUGGACUUGAACUGUAUUUAUUUAUAUGUCGGGCUUAAAGCAGGCGGUAACAGCUGCGUUAUGGGAGAAGAAAAAAAAAAUUGAGCAACUCAAAAAGUGCAUUAUGUUGGAGCUGAAUUCUAUAGGUAAAAAUGAAAAUACGCAUAUGUUAGAAAACCUAACAAACGUAGGGAUCUUCAUUUCGAUGUUCAUUUGAAAUUGCUAUGAUUGUAUUUGUUCUUAUUUAAUGUCUCAUCGAGAAGAAGAAAAAAAUAAUAAUUUACAUGCAUGUCUGUUUCUUAAAAUUUCAAAACAUGUCCACAUUUAAAUUUCCCGUUAUUUUUCAGGUGAUGGAAAGAGAUAUUGGUAUUUUUUUGUAUGUAUUCUGGGGAAAAAUAAGAAGCAGUUCUGUUCCGUAUG